This is a messenger RNA of Phyllopteryx taeniolatus (common seadragon), 2503 nucleotides long. It is a transcript of the gene b4galt1l, whose product is annotated as DP-Gal:betaGlcNAc beta 1,4- galactosyltransferase, polypeptide 1, like. Bases 234 to 1304 code for a protein of 356 amino acids. The transcript is spliced from 7 exons. Gene Ontology annotation, biological process: carbohydrate metabolic process; protein N-linked glycosylation. The record is from RefSeq and is a predicted model, not a curated record. Gene Ontology annotation, molecular function: cytoskeletal protein binding; beta-N-acetylglucosaminylglycopeptide beta-1,4-galactosyltransferase activity. NCBI's taxonomy places the organism in Eukaryota, Metazoa, Chordata, Actinopteri, Syngnathiformes, Syngnathidae.
GAAAGGCGCAGUCGUUUGGCUUCUCGGAAGUAGAAGUUUGAGGACUUUCUGGAUUGUUUGUAGCGUAAAGUUCCUAGUGGACCUCUUUGGACCUGUGACGUCACCACGAGGCUCCCGUGGAGUGGUUCAUCCUUGAAACUUUUGAAGACGCGGUCCACCCGAGCCGAACCGAGUCAGCGGAGUCACGUAAGAUGGAGGUCCACGCCAGCAGCUAGCACAAUCAGCAGAAGUGAAUGAGGUCAGAGGUCAUCAGGAUGGCCUCUGCGGAACCGUCGGUCAAUUUUAACCUCCUCCAUCGGACGUGCAAGCUUGUGGUGCUGCUCUGCUUCCUGCACAUCUCCGUCACCGUCUUCUUCUACGUCCGCUCUCUGGAUAUCCGCGUAGCCUUUGUCCAGAACCAGCAGACCCGCAACGGCACUGCCGAGGCGAAUCCGCCUCUGGACGCCAAAGAAGCCGAACAAGCCGAGGACGAGCAGGCGGGGAAAAGCCUGAAGAGAUGUCCAGAAACGUCACCCCUGCUCGUGGGUCCUCUGCGGGUGGAGUUCAACAUUCCGGUGAGCCCGGACACGAUAAGGAAGGAGAACACCGGCGUCCGGCCGGGCGGCCGCUACAAGCCCGACGACUGCGUGGCGCUGCAGAAGGUCGCCAUCGUCAUCCCGUUCCGCAAGAGAGACGAGCACCUCAAGUUCUGGCUCUACUACCUGCACCCCAUCCUGCGGCGCCAGCAGCUAGACUACGGCGUCUACGUCAUCAACCAGGAUGGAGACGAGAUCUUCAAUCGGGCCAAACUGUUGAACGUGGGCUACGUGGAGGCAAUGAAGGAGUACGACUACGACUGUUUUGUCUUCAGUGACGUGGACUUAAUCCCCAUGGAUGACCGCAACAUCUACAAGUGCUUCAGCCAGCCCAGACACUUGUCCGUGUCCAUGGACAAGUUUGGCUUCAGGUUGCCGUACAAUCAAUACUUUGGUGGCGUGUCAUCAAUGAUGAAAGAACAGUACCUGAGCAUCAACGGCUUCCCCAACAACUACUGGGGAUGGGGGGGUGAGGACGACGAUAUCUACAACAGGCUGGCGUCCAAAGGAAUGUCCAUCUCCAGGCCGAGCGGCGAGGUGGGAAAAUGUCGGAUGAUCCGGCACGAGAGAGACAAACGGAACGAACCAAACCCUCAGCGGUUCGACCGCAUCGCUCACACCAGACAGACGAUGUACAAGGACGGCAUCAAUUAUCUGUCCUACAAGCUGGUUUCCAAGGAAACGCUGGCGCUUUACACCAAGAUCACCGUCGACAUCGGAAAACCGUGAGAAGCGUCGGGCGGGCCCGAGCGAACCUUGGUCGGCCAGCGCCAUUGUUGUCUUUGCACAAGUCGGCUUUUCUCAGUUACUGCCUCCGCAAUCAAUCAUCAAUAAUCAAGACAGCUGUGACUGCAUGUUUUUAUAUUGGAGGUGGGGGGGGGGAAAGAUCAAAUGCUGUGGGAAGAAAUCGAAUUGAAGCAUUUUCUUCUUCUUGUUUCCAUGACAACUGAUUGUGAAUUUCUCAGCCUGGAUUGAUUGAUCAGUUUUAAUCACGUUGGUGUGUGUGUGUGUGUGUGUGCGUGCGUGCGCGCGCGCGUGUUGAAAGACUUCCACUUGUCUUUAUGACAAGCAACGUCAUUGAUUAUUGAUUAGCUUUAUUUUCUUGUUAGAGCUGUGCGAUAUGGACAAAAUUGUAUAUCCCAAUAACGAUAUAUAUCAUGAUAUAUUUUUCCUUUAAAUUACAUUAAAUUAAUGGCAAUUUUCAGUGAUCUUUUCUCAAUUUAUUUACAAAAUACAUAUUUAAUUUAGACCACACAAUUAAAUGAAGAAAAGAUUGAUACAAAUGUUAUCAAACACAAGUGUCCAAAUGAAUGCAAUUGAAAAUAUCUCGUAGUACAACCACUUUUGCAGGAAUGAAUAAAUACAACACAAGGCUUCAAGUAACAUUCAAGUAUGCCUAGCAUUUAGCCAGUCAAAGUAGGACUAAGUGCAGGAAAAGAAAUGCCAGGAUUCCUUGCGGAAUCUAACGAGAAGAACCAAUCGAUAAUGCACGAGAGACUUUUAAUAUGGUAUCGACGAUGUAUAUCGUUAUAUCACACAGCUCUCGAGUGUGUGCUGGGUGGCUUCCAAGUGUCGCUUGGUCGCGUGCGUGCAUCUGUGUGUGUGUGUGUGUGUGUGUUGCAAGUGUCCUAAUAACAAGCAGCGUCAUUGAUUAUUGCUCAGCUUUAAAUCACUGCGGUGGCUUCCAAGUGUCCUUAUGGCAAGGAGCAUCAUUGCUCAUUGAUCAGCUUUAAUUGCGUGCUUUCAACGUUCACUCCCAAAAGGUUCAUGCUGAACUUUGACCUUCAUGUCAUUAGCGUCAAGUUGUUGAAUCUCGCAGGGGAAGUGACAGAUGUAGCUUGUUUUCACAUGUUUUCAAAGUGAAAUCCUAAAAUGGGGGAUCAAUGUGACACAUUUUACACAACGAAAGAUAAAAUCACUUGAAAGAG